Molecule: messenger RNA, 2691 nt
Organism: Trichoderma gamsii
Lineage: Eukaryota; Fungi; Ascomycota; Sordariomycetes; Hypocreales; Hypocreaceae
Exons: 5
Coding region: 1-2691 (896 amino acids)
Source: RefSeq, a predicted model, not a curated record
AUGAAGAUUCCAAUGGCACCUGAAACGUAUGACUUUGCAAACGAUUUUAAAACCCUCUAUAUACCAAAGCAAAAACCUGAACCGGCUCCGGUGCCCGAAAAUAUGAAAGCUAUACUCCAAAGCUACCCUCCCUUGAGCCAGGUUACUCCAGUCGAGAGCUCCGACAGCGUCUCAUUCACUGCUUUGUUGGAGAUACCGAAAUCUCGAGCUCAAGAGAGCUGGGAAGUUGCUCUUUGGCACUCAAUUGAUGGCGAAGAUUGGACUGAGGCUGAGGUGCCCAAGAUAAAGAGCAGCCAGGCACCGCAAGCUCUUCAUGCCGAAUCAGAAGCUGUCUUUAGGGUAUACUAUAGUACAAGAGUUUCUUUUCAAAAAACCCUACGAUUCACCAUCAAAUUUCGUCACAAUCAUGAUGAGCCUUGGAGAUGGAUCCGCGACGAACAAGGUUUGGAGGACGGCCACGUUGUGUUACUCCCGGCACCUACAGAAUCUGAUAAGUUGGCCGAUCUUAUACCUGGACUUAACACUGUCUGGAAAGUCUCAUCUAGUAUGAGCCAAGCGCCAAAAACUCAAUUGUGGUCACUCGAAGCCGUAGUGCCCCCCGCAAAGAACGAUUUGUCUUCAUACACUGAUAUUCAAAUUGGAACACCUUGGGGCUCUUUCUUAAGAUGGUUUGCCGUCGUUCGGCUUUGGUCUCCUUGGCUCGCUCCACGUCACGGCAGAGACCACUUUUCGCUCGACAAAGACGCAAUAUUGUUAGCUUUCCAAAGUCCAGAAGGCAGAAACAUGGUCUUUUUGGCCGUUUCAGGUAUCAAUAAUUCAGUACCCGUUUUCCAAAACACAUCCAGCGGCGCCAUAUCGGUAAAUGUACGCAACGACUCAGCAUCCGAUGAGAAGGUAAUUAUCCUCGUCUCCGAAGGAAAUGAUUUCCAAAGAGCCGUUGCCGCCGUCAUGUACCACGCAAGAACUCUUGUUAUGAAAGCUCGUAGUGCGAACGAAGCGGUGGAAGAAGAGUGGAAAACUCUUUCUGAUGCAGUUCGGCCAGAGUGGCUCGAAAACUGGUAUGAUGGACUCGGAUUCUGUACAUGGAACGCACUCGGUCAAAGGUUAACUGAACAGAAGAUCGUUGAUGCAAUUGAUAAGCUCGAGAAGCACAAUAUCAACAUCACGUCUCUGAUUAUUGACGAUAAUUGGCAGUCAAUUGACUAUAAAGGCCCCAGCCAGUUUCAAUACGGAUGGGUUGACUUCGAGGCCGAGCCAGAAGCUUUUCCAAACGGAUUAAAGGCAGCUAUUACCAAAAUCCGCCAGAAAAGUCCAAAUAUCCAACAUAUUGCGGUCUGGCACGCUCUUUUGGGAUACUGGGGCGGCAUUUCCCCCGAUGGAAAGCUAGCCAAGAAGUACAAAACCGUGGAAGUCGUUCGUGAGGAGGCUAAACGCCGCAAUCUGCCUCUCGGAGGUAAAAUGACAGUGAUUGCCAAGGAUGAUGUUCGUCAGUUCUAUGACGACUUUUAUCAAUUCCUCUCAGAUGCUGGCGUUGAUGGAGUCAAGACUGAUGCGCAAUUCAUGAUCGACAUGUGGCUCAGUGCUUCUGUCAGACGGGAGCUCAUCAAUACGUAUCUCGAUGCGUGGAAUCUCACAUCUCUUCGCUAUUUCAGCGUCAAGGCCAUAUCAUGCAUGUCGCAGAUCCCGCAGGCGCUGUUUAAUUCUCAAAUGAUACCAAAUCGACCCGCUUUGCUAGUUCGCAACUCGGACGACUUCUUCCCUCAGAUUCCCUCGUCGCACCCCUGGCAUGUAUGGACAAACGCAUACAAUAGCAUCUUUAUGGAGUAUUUGAAUGUACUUCCUGAUUGGGAUAUGUUUCAGACGGUACAUGAUUAUUCUGGGUUUCAUGCUGCAGCUCGAUGCGUCAGUGGUGGACCGAUUUACAUCACCGACGUUCCUGGGGAGCACAACCUCGAUUUGAUAAGCCAAAUGACGGGUCUGACUCCCAAGGGCAAGACUGUCAUAUUUAGGCCGAGCGUCUUGGGGAAGGCCAUAUAUCCAUACAUAGGCUAUGACGAUGACCUGCUUCUUAAAGUUGGUAGCUACCAUGGAGCAUCUGAAACGGGCACGCCCAUGGUAGCCAUAUUCAACAUCUCAGCACGCCCACUAACAGAAUUAAUUCCCCUUUCUUGCUUUCCAGGCACCGUGCCAUCCUUACAUUACAUUGUCCGAGCCCACGCCACAGGGAAAGCUUCGGCGCCGAUGAAGCUUGAUGAUCCGACUUCGCUCAUUGUUGGCUCUUUGGACGUCCGUGGAUACGAGAUUUUCACAGCUUUCCAGGCUGUGCCUCUCACUGGCCCCAAGUAUGGAGACAUAUGGGUGGCGAACCUUGGGUUGAUCAACAAGAUGACUGGUAGCGUGGCUAUUUUGGCCAGCAGCAUCAGCAUGAAAGAGAACAGAAGAGUGUCUGUUGCUGUCAAGUUGAAGGCCCUAGGAGUGUUUGGCGUUUUUAUCUCUACUUUACCAAAGAUGACACUCCAGGAAGAUUUCAUAGUCACUCUUCAAGACCAAGCCGUCCCGAUAGAAACCGUGGGCGUAUCACAAAGCGAUCAGCAUGUACUCGAAAUCAACAUAGAAAGGGCGUGGAAGCAUAUGGAGCUGGAACCUGGACGAUUGGACGAAGUGGAAGUCAAGGUUAGCUUUGCAGGUUAG